Molecule: messenger RNA, 2574 nt
Organism: Lepisosteus oculatus (spotted gar)
Lineage: Eukaryota; Metazoa; Chordata; Actinopteri; Semionotiformes; Lepisosteidae
Gene: lum
Product: lumican
Molecular function (GO): protein binding
Source: RefSeq, a predicted model, not a curated record
UUGCCAUUGUUUCAUUAUUCCUGAUGAAGUGCAGGGUAAAACUGCAGUUUAGAGUCAGAUGCUGCUGAUAAUGAAUAUGGGCCUUUUGAUGUGAAAGAAGAUGAAAAGAAACUGAGAUGUGUUGAUUUAUGUUUUGCCAUCUCUCAGGACCACAGAGGUCUGGCACGGGCUGCUUGCUUCCUCCUAAGCCCCUAUUCCGACAACGAACGCUACCUUACUGCUCCUGAAGUUGGGAUAUCAGACACACCAUAGAGGUGCAAAGAAGAUUUUAUUGCACGGCAUUAAAAUGAAUCAUUUCCAUCUCCCACUUUUCGCAGCACUUUUGAGCUCUGUUUUGUGCCAGUAUUAUGACUACGGAGCUUAUUAUGACCAUCCAUCACCGGUGCUAGGACCCUCUGGACCAAACUGCCCACAGGAAUGUAACUGUCCAGUCAGUUUCCCAAGUGCCAUGUAUUGUGACAACCGCAAAUUAAAGUACAUACCAAUUGUGCCUUCAGGAAUCAAGUACCUUUACCUACAAAACAAUCAAAUUGAUUCAAUUAAGAGUGGCAUUUUUGAUAAUGCAACAGAGUUAUCUUGGCUUAUCCUUGACAACAAUCAGAUUGUUAACAGCAAUAUAGGGAAAAACACAUUUUCCAAGUUAAAAUCUUUGCAAAAACUAUAUAUCAGCUACAACAACCUAACAGAGCCUGUUGGACCUCUCCCCAAAACAAUGAAUGAGCUUAAAAUCGUUGGCAACAAGCUUUCAAAGUUCCCCUCCAGCCUCUUAGAUGGACUGGAGAACCUCACAGCUAUUCACCUUCAGGAAAAUCAGUUGAAGGAUGAUGCCAUCGCAGGAGCUUUUAAGGGAGUCAAAUCCCUCGCAUACUUGGACCUAAGCCACAAUAAAAUUAAAAGACUGCCUAUGGACCUGCCAAGCUCACUAGAGAUGUUCUAUAUUGAUCACAACAAUGUCACCAGCAUUCCCAGUGGUUACUUCCAGAAGUUUCCAAAAUUGCAGUAUCUCAGAAUCUCCCACAAUCAGCUGGUUGAUUCUGGCAUCCCACAAAAUGUCUUUAACAUCUCAUCUCUCAUCGAACUGGACCUGUCAUUCAAUAAGCUUCAGUCUGUCCCAGCCAUAAAUGAGAACUUGGAAAAUCUUUAUGUGCAGGUUAACAACAUCAACAAGAUUGAUUUGUCAAGCUUCUGCAAGAUUACUGGGCCUCUAAACUACUCUAGACUGAGACAUCUGCGUCUGGAUGGGAACAAUCUGACAAGGAACAACCUGCCAGUGGACAUGGCCAACUGUCUGCGCCAAGCCAGUGAAGUCAUACUUGACUAAUGGCUUCUUUAAACUUUUACCUUACUUUAUAAAGCCAUUUUUCAAUGUUAAACCUUGUCAAGGUCUUUCCGCUGAGCUACAUCUCUUAUAUUAACAACAGAAUUGACCUAAAAUGUCUAUAUCCAAGGCUUUGAACAAUGUUUGAGAUCUUAACUUGGUUUCAUUGUUGCAGCAUUGGACAGCCUGUAUUUAGUACUGUCAUGUCUUAUACUUUACUAAAUGCUUGAAUUUAAAAAAACAAAACUUGAGGCCUCCUUCAUUCUCUUUCUGAGUUCUAUGCAGUAGUCCUUCACUUCCAGAAAGCUAGCGCUGAGAAAUUCCACAGUCAGCCUCUGAAAAUUGCAAAAUUAAUGACAAAUAAAUACAUAAACUAAGCGUUAAAUUCUCCAGUCAGAUAACAAAUAAUACACUUGUACACUCAAGCAAAGUUCAAAGCUUUUGAGAAAAUAAUAAUAAUUUCUUGAUUUAACAGUACUUACUAACAGGUUAAUGCCUGAGCUGAUAGUAAUUUCAUGAUAGUAAUACGAUAGUAAUAUCCUGAUCCACCAGGAUGAGGAUUUGCAUGAACCUUUUUUCCUAUCUUUUGGUAGAAACACACAUUGGGAUAACCUGUAUUAUCAAAGAGCUACUGAACAUAAUAUUAAUUUCAUAUUAGCAUAUUAUAUAGUAUGCUUUCAAAAGUAUUGUGUUUGUUGUUGCUUCAUUCCCAUUUUUCUUUUGUAAGAUUGUCUUUUAUUUACAUAGAAAAGCUUUAGAACACAUACUAAUAGCUGUGAUUAUCUAGUGCUGCAGGGAGAAAAGUCAAAUGAUAAAUAAUUAAUAGAUGGCAUUAAACACAAGCCAAUAUAAUCACAACAAAUUCUGAAAGGCAUUGAGCAACCUUCCUGUAUAGAAAAUAAAACUAUUUUGUGGACCGUGAAAUGUAAAUGUUGGUCUUUCAAAGCAUUAGCUAAAAUCACUAUGGUGUUGGUAUCUGAUGCCUCUAGAUGAAUGUAGCAAAAUGAAAUGUAUGUUUUUAUGUCUUCUGGGCAAUGGGAAAAUAACAGCUGAACACUGAAUAAAUGCGAUGUGUAAAAAUACUCAGACUUUUACUGAUUUUGGAGUUGUGUCACGUUGCAGUUCAAUCAUAGCUGACAAAUUCUCAUAAGCAGAUUUCCGUUCAUUUAUAUCAUGUAAACAUUUAUGCAACAUUUUCCAUUACUUGCAUGCAUCUCAUGAUAACGUUUUAAAAAAAUAAUAAAACAGCAAUUUAA